AGCGACGCCGGGGUGAAAAGUGGGGCACAGCGGGCCGAAGGGGUCCCCGCCAACAGCCAACAUUGAUUUCCUCCGGGCCGAGAGCGACGGCCCGGGCGGCGGCGGCGGCGGGCUGCAGCCGCGGCAGGGCGACAGCAUGUCCAAGCCGGUGGACCACGUCAAGCGGCCCAUGAACGCCUUCAUGGUGUGGUCGCGGGCUCAGCGGCGCAAGAUGGCUCAGGAGAACCCCAAGAUGCACAACUCGGAGAUCAGCAAGCGCCUGGGCGCCGAGUGGAAGCUGCUCACCGAGUCGGAGAAGCGGCCGUUCAUCGACGAGGCGAAGCGCCUGCGCGCCAUGCACAUGAAGGAGCACCCCGACUACAAGUACCGGCCGCGGCGCAAGCCCAAGACACUGCUCAAGAAGGACAAGUUCGCCUUCCCGGUGCCCUACGGCCUGGGCGGCGUGGCCGACGCCGAGCACCCGGCGCUCAAGGCGGGCGCCGGGCUGCACACGGGCGCGGGCAGCGGCGGCCUGGUGCCCGAGUCGCUGCUUGCCAACCCCGAGAAGGCGGCCGCCGCCGCCGCUGCCGCCGCGGCGCGCGUCUUCUUCCCGCAGUCGGCUGCUGCCGCCGCCGCCGCCGCGGCCGCGGCCGCCGCCGGCAGCCCGUACUCGCUGCUUGACCUGGGCUCCAAGAUGGCAGAGAUCUCGUCGUCCUCGUCCGGCCUCCCGUACGCGUCGUCGCUGGGCUACCCGACCGCGGGCGCUGGCGCCUUCCACGGCGCGGCGGCGGCGGCUGCAGCGGCGGCCGCGGCCGCCGGGGGGCACACGCACUCGCACCCCAGCCCGGGCAACCCGGGUUACAUGAUCCCGUGCAACUGCAGCGCGUGGCCCAGCCCCGGGCUGCAGCCGCCGCUCGCCUACAUCCUGCUGCCUGGCAUGGGCAAGCCCCAGCUAGACCCCUACCCCGCGGCCUACGCCGCGGCGCUAUGACCCCCGAGGGGCGGCCUCGCCGGGACCUGUGUGCCCACGUGUACAUAUGUAUAGGUACGAGCUCUGCGGCCUCCCCACGCGCCCUCCCGCGACGGGGGCCCCCCGGUGUGUGUGUACAUAAGGUGUAUAGUUGCCAGUCGGGGCGCGAGUGGCCGAGCGCGCGAGUGCGCGGGCGAGUGUGCGUGUGAAUUCGACAGGACCCUUUCAGACCUGCACCCCGCAGACAACUUUCAAGAGGGCAGUUGUAUCCGGCAGCGGUGGCUGUUUGCUUUGCACUUCGGAACCUGUUGCGUUUUGGCCCACAGAGGUGGAGGAGUAACUUUUUUUUGACAUGUUGGGCUUUCCAGCUUUCUCUGUGGGAAGUUUACUGUCGGUUUUGCUUUUGUUGCCCAUUGUUUUUCUUUUAUUAUUCUUUUCUCCCGGUCUGUGUUGCAUGCACUCUGUUCAAACGUUAGGUCUGAAAUGGUUGGCACAAGAGAAAAGCUGAUCUGUGUCAUUAGUUUCUCGGAACGGGAUGGCUCCGAGCAGCCUUGCUCCCUAUUUGUACUAUUUGAACUUUGCAAAUCUCUGUUCUCUCAAGCAGAACCCCUAGACCGGAUCCAUUCUUGACCAGUGACCGGCUCGAAUCUGGCCUUUUGUGUGUGAGACGAUCACGGUUUCUUUUGUUUAUCCUGCCAUAUGCAAAUCAGACCAAGAGCUCUUUCUCAAGAGCAAGGACCGCAAACAAGAAAUGUGUGUGAAAUGAAAAGUUGUCAAUUGGAUUUUCUCCCUUAAAAAAAAAAUCUAGAAGUCUCCCUGAGUCCACUUGCCAGAAUUUUUGACACAAUUUACACAGAAAAAGGCAUUGUUCCUAUUUUUUCAUUAUGGCUGAGUUUCACCUUCAGAUGAUUGUAAAUGUGUAUAUGUCCGUGAAAGCAUUGAGUCUGAAAAUGUGUUACUUGCGUUGCCCUAAAUUUGAGUCAGUUUUCGACUCUCAAACAUUUUGAACAAAUGUCAAAGUUAACUUUUAAAAAUUGCGGGACUAUUUCAGACUCGCAAUUUUAUCUAAGAUUAAAUCAGACUUUUUUGUCUGAGUGGUAAUUAUAUAUUUAUUAUUUAGCAAAACAAAACAAAAACCAGAAUUGUUUUGACAGAUGUCUCUUCUUUCAGCUAGCAUUUCUCCACCAACUCAAACCGCUUAAAUGUGUUUUGGAGUUCCCUCCCUAAUUAGCUUAUUUUUUAGAUCACCUGCAAUUCAUUUGCAAAUGAUGAUAAAACACAUUUUAGAGAAAAGAACCUCAUUUGUAGCUUUUUUCUUUUUAAGUGUAUAUAUUUUGACUACUGUUUGUGAAUGAAGUUGGCUAACAUGUAUUUAGUUUCAUUUUGGCUUUAUGUAAUAUAAAGUUUUUAAAAGUUUAAGUAUUGGUUUUAACCUUUAUGUGUAAAUGGUUUUUCUUGUGUGAUCUUCUAAUUUAAUAUUAGACAUCUAAACUAUAUCUGUAAAUUAGAACCCGACUAUCACUCUGUUCAUUUUUUUUGAACAAAGAGUUUAAAUAAAGCCUGAACCAGGGAAAAGAGAAAAUCCUCUAUUUCUUGUUGAGUUCCUAACAAGAUUUUUAUCUGAAUUGCCCUUACGUGCCUGGUCCAGGUGAAGUGUAAGGUAUCCUCCAAAGGCAGUCUUUGUUUCACUUUUGAAUAGAUUUACUAGGAAAUCUAAAUCAAGCCAUUGUUAUUCAGAGCCAAAAACCUGAUUUAUCACAUUUUUAAUCGUGAAUAGGAAAGAAGAUAAAAAAACCAAGUAGUUGUAUUAUCUUGGGGGGAAAAAAGGCAUUCAUGAACCAGUAGAACAGAGCCCAUUGAAAACAUCCAGACCGUUUAAAGCAUUUCACUAGUUUCCAGUAACAUUUUAAGAGGGGAAAGUUGCCUGACCACUUUAUCUUGUUAGCAGGAGAGCCCCACUGCUUAAAUCAGUGUAAUUUGUUCUUGUAUCUUUGGUAUAUUCCUUAUUUACACCUUAAGAUUUUAUUUGUAAGGAUGAUCGCUGAAUUAAGACUUUGUACAACUUUUGACCUCUUUAAGGCUUUAUUCUGUCAUGCUAAUGGCAUUAAAAUACAAACAACAAAUUCUAAUGGAAAGGGUUGAAUUUCCAAGGCUGCACAAGUUUACACUGGAGAAAGGUUUGAAAUCAUACCAGGUUUUAAUUUCAGAAAAGAAAUUAGAAGAUGCCAGGAAGACUAUCAGGAGAAAAAAAAAAAAUACCUAGAGGGAGAUCUUUAUUUUCGCCCCACCAAGAUAGAAAUUCUAAAGAUACAAGACUCAACUAGUCCUAAACUAGUUUCCCCAACAGAGUCUCUGGAGCUCCACGUCUUUAUAAGCUACCCAACUCUUUAAAGUCAUUGUUUUCCCCCUACGGAAUAAUAUUUUAAGAACCAUGAAAAGUUUGGAAAUGUGAGAAAUAGGCUCUGCUGGUUUGACCCUGAUUCACUAAUUAAAACGAUCCUUCUCCUGUUAUUCCCCGAGCUCUUUGCAAUAUUAUAAGUUAAUUCAUAUGGUUCUGAGCGAUUAUGCAAAACUAAUUUGGACUGUCCAGGGGUAAUUAUCCCUGACACGGUUAAUUAAAUCCUUUCAAGGCUCCGUCUUUCCCUUUUGUAGCAGCCCAUCACUUCUCAACACGGAACUUCCUGCGGCUCGCUGGAAAUCACCCCAGCCCUAAAUCUUAGUUACCUCCCUGAGCCUUCCAGCUCGGCCCCACCGGCCCGAAGAGUUCCCCGCCCGCUCCCGCCCCCUCCCCUUUCUCUAAUGAUCUGCGUUUUCUGGGAGCAGCGCUCCAGAGUGUUGAUGAAUGAGAAUAGGACUAGAGAGAUGAGUUGUGGGGUGGGGGGAAGGAUGCUGGGGGUGAGCGCACAGGGUCACACCGCCAACAGAUUGUGCGGCUGUUUGAGUAGUAAGGUCCACGGGGGUGACUGGUUUAUCACCCCUCUGACUUCAGUGUUCUUGCUAACUAGUUGCGCCUAGAGAAAGUCUCUCUCUGAAUUAGACUGUGCAGAAGAAAGGGGGUGCGACUAAAGGGCAAGAGGGCGUGCAGAAAAGGCCGGGUGUGUGUGUGUGAGUUAGAAAGUGACCCAUACAUAGAGCCCUGGGACUAGGCAAAGACCUGCUGCCUGCUCCAGAUCUCUCGCUCUCUCUCUAACCAUCUGUGUCUCUUUCCUCUCUUCUCUCCUCUCCUGCUUUCCUUCCUUCUUUUUGCUCUUUUAACAUUUUCGUUUAAGGUUUAAAAAAAGCGACGCCAUUCCUUAGGUAGUCACGGCUGCCUAAGGGCUUUAAACAAGCCUCACACCCAAGGGGCCAGGGGUGUUGCCCUCAGGCUUUGAGCAAACAGGUGGAAUUGUUCUGUGGAACCGUAAGGACUUAGCUGGGGGGUGGAGGUGGGGGAUGCUGCAGUGCGGAGGGGAGGGACGCCUUCCAGGGAGCCGUGGGGCUGGCCGCUGUUGUCACUUCAUUUGACAAUUUCCUCCUCCCUUUCUCCCCUACCCGUCCCCCCCUCCCCCGCCCCCGCAAGAAA
Molecule: messenger RNA, 4511 nt
Organism: Bubalus bubalis (water buffalo)
Lineage: Eukaryota; Metazoa; Chordata; Mammalia; Artiodactyla; Bovidae
Gene: SOX21
Product: SRY-box transcription factor 21
Exons: 1
Coding region: 137-970 (277 amino acids)
Biological process (GO): anatomical structure morphogenesis; regulation of DNA-templated transcription; cell differentiation
Molecular function (GO): DNA-binding transcription factor activity, RNA polymerase II-specific; RNA polymerase II cis-regulatory region sequence-specific DNA binding
Source: RefSeq, a predicted model, not a curated record